AUGGUUACGUUCUCUGACUACCAGUCUGUUCUCUCUGACUACCAGUCUGUCCUCUCUGACUACCAGUCUGUUCUCUCUGACUACCAGUCUGUCCUCUCUGACUACCAGUCUGUCCUCUCUGACUACCAGUCUGUUCUCUCUGACUACCAGUCUGUUCUCUCUGACUACCAGUCUGUUCUCUCUGACUACCAGUCUGUUCUCUCUGACUACCAGUCUGUCCUCUCUGACUACCAGUCUGUCCUCUCUGACUACCAGUCUGUUCUCUCUGACUACCAGUCUGUUCUCUCUGACUACCAGUCUGUUCUCUCUGACUACCAGUCUGUCCUCUCUGACUACCAGUCUGUCCUCUCUGACUACCAGUCUGUUCUCUCUGACUACCAGUCUGUUCUCUCUGACUACCAGUAUGUCCUCUCUGACUACCAGUCUGUUUUCUCUGACUACCAGUCUGUCCUCUCUGACUACCAGUCUGUCCUCUCUGACUACCAGUCUGUUCUCUCUGACUACCAGUCUGUUCUCUCUGACUACCAGUCUGUUCUCUCUGACUACCAGUCUGUUCUCUCUGACUACCAGUCUGUUCUCUCUGACUACCAGUCUGUCCUCUCUGACUACCAGUCUGUCCUCUCUGACUACCAGUCUGUUCUCUCUGACUACCAGUCUGUUCUCUCUGACUACCAGUCUGUCCUCUCUGACUACCAGUCUGUUCUCUCUGACUACCAGUCUGUUCUCUCUGACUACCAGUCUGUCCUCUCUGACUACCAGUCUGUCCUCUCUGACUACCAGUCUGUCCUCUCUGACUACCAGUCUGUUCUCUCUGACUACCAGUCUGUCCUCUCUGACUACCAGUCUGUCCUCUCUGACUACCAGUCUGUCCUCUCUGACUACCAGUCUGUCCUCUCUGACUACCAGUCUGUUCUCUCUGACUACCAGUCUGUUCUCUCUGAUUACCAGUCUGUCCUCUCUGACUACCAGUCUGUCCUCUCUGACUACCAGUCUGUUCUCUCUGUCUACCAGUCUGUUCUCUCUGACUACCAGUCUGUCCUCUCUGACUACCAGUCUGUUCUCUCUGACUACCAGUCUGUUCUCUCUGACUACCAGUCUGUUCUCUCUGACUACCAGUCUGUUCUCUCUGACUACCAGUCUGUUCUCUCUGACUACCAGUCUGUUCUCUCUGACUACCAGUCUGUUCUCUCUGACUACCAGUCUGUUCUCUCUGUCUACCAGUCUGUCCUCUCUGACUACCAGUCUGUUCUCUCUGACUACCAGUCUGUUCUCUUUGACUACCAGUCUGUCCUCUCUGACUACCAGUCUGUUCUCUCUGACUACCAGUCUGUUCUCUCUGACUACCAGUCUGUUUUCUCUGACUACCAGUCUGUUCUCUCUGACUACCAGUCUGUUCUCUCUGACUACCAGUCUGUUCUCUCUGACUACCAGUCUGUUCUCUCUGACUACCAGUCUGUUCUCUCUGACUACCAGUCUGUUCUCUCUGUCUACCAGUCUGUCCUCUCUGACUACCAGUCUGUUCUCUCUGACUACCAGUCUGUUCUCUCUGACUACCAGUCUGUCCUCUCUGACUACCAGUCUGUUCUCUCUGACUACCAGUCUGUUCUCUCUGACUACCAGUCUGUUUUCUCUGACUACCAGUCUGUUCUCUCACCCGACAGUAAAAGUAGAAAUAGCUGA
Molecule: messenger RNA, 1680 nt
Organism: Biomphalaria glabrata
Lineage: Eukaryota; Metazoa; Mollusca; Gastropoda; Planorbidae
Exons: 1
Coding region: 1-1680 (559 amino acids)
Source: RefSeq, a predicted model, not a curated record